AGAAUCUUUCCCCUCCUCGCGGGUGCUUCCAUCUCAUUUAUCCCACCAAUAUUGGCAUCACAGUCGCAAGCCCGCACCUCUGUAUCUACCAAUUUCCAUGGGCGGCUUCGACACGUUCUGCGCCCUCUGCGGUUGCUCCCUGGUUGGCAGCGAGAUCGGUUCGACGGCACCAGGCGCACUCAGACGACGGGAGAGGAUUGUGGCGCGGAAGUGCGAGGCACUGGAACGUGGCGAUUCCAUCUCGGACAUGGAGGAUGACGAGGACGAGGAUGAUGACAAGGACCGGGAGGAUGGAGCGGAUGAGGAGGACGGCGAGGAAUCGUGGUGGCCAGAUACGGAAGAUCGCAGCUACGACCCGCGCCUUGUCAGCUGGGAAAGUCUCACAUGGCUUUCUGAGAGCUGCUGCUUGGGCGUCAACCCGCGAGCCGAAGGCGAUUCAAGGGCAUUUAUCUCUGGCAAGUCGGUGGAAUGCGACUCGGGCGGUAUAGAGGUGGAGAUGGGCGAUGACCCGAACCAGCCUCCAACAGGAACGUCGCUUUUCUGCUAUUCAAAGCAGGAUCAAUCCGGCCUUCUCGUUUUCCCCUUCCACUACUGCUGUUUCAACAUCCUUGCCCAGGUACUCACUGCCGACGACGAUACGACAAAAAUUGACAAGGAUGCGCUAUUCGAUACGAUGGCCGGGCUCGUGAAAACACACUCUGUGUGCUUGGAUAUCGACUACGGCAGUAUCUCGGGCCAAGACCAGAGGUGGGAGUCUAUUCCGGGUGAAGAGUUUUCUGUGACGAAUCCGUCUCCAUCACCUUCGAUCACAGCAUUGCUAGCGCAAUACCUGGCCAAGGAUGUGUUCCAGCUACGUCCCGACCGUCUAGGGAUUACGCGGGACCCCUGUGUGCAAGAUCCUUUCUCCUCCUUGCCGCCCAAGGUGCUCCACAACGUCCUCCGCUUCCUUCCCGGCAACGAUCUACUAGGGCUCUUGAAGGCGUCGUGGCCCGCUUUUAGCGCCACUCGCCGCAACGCGUUCUGGAAGUGGUUUCUCAAGCACGACAUGCCGUGGCUAGUCGAACUGUGGCCACUCCUCGGCGAGGAAGUACAGCGUUUCGAGGUAGACUAUAAGGCCGUGUACAUGUGGCUGAACGAGGCCACGACCCCAAGGUACGGAAUGGGCGACUCCUUCAUGGUCCUCGCAAAUAGGAGGCGUAUCUGGGGCGUAUGUGAGCAGCUGGCCCCUCACUACUACCACCACCUCCAAAUGCGGACGCUGGAUGCGCCCGAGCCGGGUAUCCUCCAGGCCGCUGUCUGUAGACACAUGAUCUCCGUAUCCGACGAACCCGUGCCAAUCGGUUCUCGCGCAUUACAUAAGACUCUGUUCUUCUACUCUCAGGAGGAGGUCGGCAACAGACCGGCCAUCUACGAGGCCUACUGGGCCGAGAGUGGCUACCUGAUCGGUCUGGGCGCCGUAGUCGGCAAGCGAAGACGCAUCUUUGGGCGGGACGGUGCCGAAGUGCUCAACAGCACCAAAACAGCCAUCCGUCUCGAGAGCGGCGACCGGAUCACGGAGAUGGAGCUCCUUGUCGCGACGGCGGACCCUAACAACGGCGUGAAUGCGUUACCCAAAGUAGUUUCUGUCGAGCUAAAGACCAAAGAAAUCUCUGGGCGGGCUAGAAUGGAACGGGGCUGGAAGCGCAGUGUAGAGUUGCCGUGUAUCAGCUCGACGCUUCUCAACGUCUCCGACGGGGCAAGCCUAGUUGGUGUCGCGGGCUAUAUCGAUCAGAACAGAAUCAUACGAAGCAUCGGACUUCUCGAAAUGCCUCGUUCCGGUGCAGGCUCGUCGCCACCGGACAUGGAACGUUGUGGCCACCGUCUCUGGCCACCACGCACGCGUCGGCACCUCAUGAAGUGCGCGGGACCUGUUCCCCUGUCGGCCGACCGCGUAUAUCCUCUGGCGCCGACCGCCUCGAGAGUCAGUGCGAUCCCUGAGCAUCUGGCGCCCCAAGAGCCCCUCGAGUGGGGCCCGGUGGAUAAAUUGGAACGAAUCUCCCUGUAUGUCGGCCCGGCCGGGACGACCUUGCACGGUCUCGGAGUGCAGUUCAUCAGGAGAUUCUGGGAACCGAAGCGGUACGUCGGUAUGAGGAGGAACGUUGGCGAAGAUGAAGACCCUCCGACUUGGCCCGAGGACCAGGUAGUUCCAUUCGACGUCGACGGGCCUGGAGGCGAGCGGAUCAAUGAGAUUGCUGUGAGCGAGGGGACUGGGGAUACACUGGCAUUCAAGAUCAAGACAAACAGGGGUCGCGAGGUGUUAGUCGGAGAUCCCGGAAGCCAGGGAUGGACAUCUCAUCGCGCUCCUGAAGGAGAAGCUCUCUCCGGGCUCAUUGCAGGCUUCACAGGGAAAACGAACGUGAAGGGAUACGGGGCGUUGUCCUCGCUUCUUGUGAUCAAAUAAGGCAGUUUAGCCUAGGACGCCGACAGUUAAGAGUACAUAGACUCUUCCCCUGUGAUGAGGAAAUGAAUUCAUUGCUGGUGCCAGUUGCAGACCGCCAGAUUAGCAGUUGGUUUGGCGACGACCAGCAGAUCCCUGGGCUUGUAUGGGGUUUGAUGGUUUACGUCAAACUUGUUGGUGUGCUAGUCUCCUAGACCGCUUUUCGCAGCCGCUCGAGGUUGGGGUCCAUGCGCAUCACCGCCAGAGCUGCAUUUAGGAUCAGGGUCCCUCGCUGAUUGUCAGAUUUGCCGUGGCCUCACCAACGUUCGGAUGGUCUGCAUAGGCACAUGAUGCUCGGGCAGGCCACGGCAGCGAAGGUCUGCUGAUUCAUGUUUGGUGGUCUUUUUUUGUGUCCAAUUUGUUCCGAAUAUGUCUAUGAUACGCUCUAACGUUAUCUCUUCGUUAACC
Messenger RNA from Chaetomium strumarium, 2884 nucleotides. RefSeq lists its product as uncharacterized. NCBI's taxonomy places the organism in Eukaryota, Fungi, Ascomycota, Sordariomycetes, Sordariales, Chaetomiaceae. The coding region runs from base 98 to 2440 and encodes 780 amino acids. The transcript has 9 exons. The record is from RefSeq and is a predicted model, not a curated record. Gene Ontology annotation, molecular function: protein binding.